This is a messenger RNA of Penicillium roqueforti, 771 nucleotides long. RefSeq names its product putative DNA repair protein Dds20/Mei5. Lineage: Eukaryota; Fungi; Ascomycota; Eurotiomycetes; Eurotiales; Aspergillaceae. The transcript has 2 exons. The record is from RefSeq and is a predicted model, not a curated record. Gene Ontology annotation, biological process: DNA recombination. Bases 1 to 771 code for a protein of 256 amino acids.
AUGGACAAGCCGUCUAUUAAACGUCGUCGCAUCGACGCAGCUACCGCUCUCUCAAAGCCGUUCAAGUCCCCGCUACGCAGACCUGCACCAACAAAGAUAGACGACAUGCCAUCGAAGCCUGUCGCACUCGAGGACACGCAAAUUCUAGCGACUCCUACCCUCACUGUAAAGUCCAACUCAACAUCAAAUUCACCAGAUCUAGCAACAACUCUAGUACCCCCUAAGCGCAAGCGCGUGGUACGAAUCUCUUCCUCAUUCCCUUUACAAUCAUUCCAAAGCACCGACCCAGAGAUUCUAGAACUGCAAAAGCAGCACCGCGAGAUCCAGUCAAAGGUCGAUGCACUCAUCACCAAACUUGAAACAGCAAAUCAGGCCCACAACCUCGAGACGAAUGCCAGAUACAUCGAGAUUCCAACUCUCAUCACCAAAUGGCGGCUCGCCAGCCAGGACGCAGCCGAUGAGGUAUUUGUCGGUGCCAAGGAAAGGUUUGAUGGGAUGGGAGGGAUGGCGGCUUGGAAAGAGCGGUCGAAGCGUGAUGCGACACGGUGGGAGGAGUUUGAUGGGGAGAAUCGUGAGCGGGAGGAUGUCGAUGAGGACGAGGGAGACGUUGAUAACUACGGGACUGAGGAUUCUUCUGGCUGGCCAUUGAAGAAGGAUGAUGAGGAGAGCCAGGAUCAAGAGUUCACAAUGGAGUUCAUGCUCAAGAGUCUACAUGUUGAUCCUAAGUUGAUCGGAUAUGAUACCAAGGCUCAAAGAUGGAUCAAAAUCUGA